Molecule: messenger RNA, 5774 nt
Organism: Clunio marinus
Lineage: Eukaryota; Metazoa; Arthropoda; Insecta; Diptera; Chironomidae
Source: the annotation of a GenBank genome assembly
CCUCCAUUGAUAACGCACGUCAUGGAUGCGGAGCACAAGGAUUACGCAUACAAGAAUGAAAUUUCCUUGUCUAUUGGCGACGACAGUGUAGAUUCAACGACUUCAACCCCUUCAACGAUUACGCCACCCGCACAUCCAACUCCAUCACCACGUCAAAAUAUCAACGAAGACACUAAGCCGUUAACAAAAAAAUCUGUCGAAAUGUCAAAACCUGAAGGCAUUGACAAUAAAGCUUUCGAAGCAACAGAGAAAUCGUCUGGAAAGCCGCUAUCAUCAUUUGGUAAUGGUCACAGCAACGGCCUAAAUGAUUCAGCUACGAAUAGUGCAAAUAAAAAUGGUCAAAUAAAUGAAAAGAAAUUAGCAGAAGCUGUUAAUUUAGAGUUAAUAAAUAUUAAUAGUAAUAAUAAUAAUGCGAAAAAGCCAACGGCCACAAAUGGCAAGCAUAACAACAACAAUGAUUUGCCUGUGAAAAAGGACGGCGGUGAUGUUGAAAUGGGAACGAAUAAGAAUGAUUCAUAUGAUGAAUAUUUCGUGCCAGUUAAUGAGCAUCGAAAAUACAUGAGCUUAUCAAAACCCCGUAAGCUUCAUGGCGUUGAUCGUAACGGACUGUCAAUUGAAUCUCCUGAAUACGGAAUUGUUAAUUAUAACGAAUGGAUCGAUAACGUCUCGAGAGGUGAGAAAUUAUAUGUGACGAAAGAUAAACGUGCAAACCCCAACAAGAAUAGACUGUGCUGGAUAUUAUGUAUUGGAUUGGUUGCAAUUGUUAUUCUAUUGGGCAUUCUUGCUGCAUUGCCGAAUACUUUGGAAGGUCAAAUCACGCUGUCAAAUGCUGAAUAUUCGAAUGAAUAUAACGAUCCAAACUCUCCAAUUUACAAGAAACUCAUAAAAGAUUUGGAAUAUGAGUUGAAGAAUGCAUUGUCAGAAAACGGCAAUGAAGAAUUCUUCAUUAAGAUUAUUGGCCUCAAAUCCGGAUCAGUAGUUGUUGAUUAUCGUGUCAGCUGGAAGAAUCCAAAUUCUGAACUUUCCGCUGAAGACAUGAGUAUGAGAAUUCAAAACUUCUUGCAGAGAAACAAUCAAUUGUUCAUGAGUCGAUAUCUUGUGAAUAAAAAUACAAUUCGCACUGCCAGAGUCCCUGACCGAUGUGCUGCCGAAGACAGAAAUGAAUGUGAUGAGGGUUGUAUCUUUGAUGCCGAAUUAGUCGAUUUUAUGUGCACCUGUCCAAAAGGAUUUAAAUUUGAUGACGAUUUCAAAGAAUGUGUCAACGAUUAUGAUUCAAUUUACGUUUCCCCUCCAACAAAUUCUGAAGAACCUUCUGAAGAACUUAAAGCAGAGCCAGAGCCAUCUGGUGAACCGAAAUCGCAUGACCAUGACCAUGAUCAUGACCAUCAUCAUUAUCAUCAUCACAGUGGCACAGAUAGCGCUCCUGAACCUUCUGGUGAGCCGAAAUCUGAGCCCGAGCCAACGACAAACUCAAAUUAUGAUUCAACAAGUGUUCAUCAAGAUCAUGUUCAUCAUCAUAUUCAUGUAUUUGGAUCUCAAGAUUCAGAACCAACAAGCGAACCUAAAUCUGAACCAGAACCAACAAGCGAACCAAAAUCUGAACCAGAACCAACUAGCGAACCAAAAGCAGAUGAUGAACAUCAUCAUGUUCAUGUUUUGACUGAUUCGAAAUCUGAACCAGAAGCAACAAGUGAACCGAAAUCUGAGCCAGAACCUUCAAGCGAACCAAAAUCAGAACCUGAACCUACAAGCGAACCAAAAGCAGAUGAUGAUCUUCAUGAUCAUAUUCACGUUCAUGUUUCAAAUGAUUCAAAAUCUGAACCAGAAGCAACAAGUGAACCAAAAUCUGAACCGGAGCCAACAAGUGAACCAAAAUCUAAACCGGAAGCAACAAGCGAACCAAAAGCUGAACCGGAACCAACAGGCGAACCAAAAUCUGAUGAUGAUUAUCAUCACGUUCAUGUUCAUGUUUCAACUGAGUUGAAAUCUGAACAGGAGGCAACAAGUGAACCAAAAUCUGAACCGGAAGCAACAAGCGAACCAAAAUCUGAACCGGAACCAACAGGCGAACCAAAAUCUGAUGAUGAUCAUCAUCACGUUCAUGUUCAUGUUUCAACUGAGUUGAAAUCUGAACAGGAGGCAACAAGUGAACCAAAAUCUGAACCGGAAGCAACAAGCGAACCAAAAUCUGAACCGGAACCAACAAGUGAGCCGAAAUCUGAACCAGAACCAACUAGCGAACCAAAAUCUGAUGAUGAUCGUCAUCAUAUUCAUGUUCAUGUCUCAACUGACUCAAAAUCUGAACCGGAAGCAACAAGUGAACCAAAAUCUGAACCAGAACCUUCAAGCGAACCAGUUUCUGAACCUGAACCUACAGCCGAACCAAAAGCAGAUGAUCAUCAUGAUCAUAUUCACGUUCAUGUUUCAACUGACUCAAAAUCUGAACCAGAAGCAACAAGCGAACCAAAAUCUGAACUAGAACCAUCAAGCGAACCUGAUUCUGAUUCAAAAGCAACAAUUACGAACACAACUAAUGAGAAUUCUUCAGUAUUUAUUUACAACGGAGACAAGAAAUCAAAACUUUUAGAGGAAGAACAAGAAAGAGUUGACGAAUCUUCGGCAAGAAGCAAACCAGUUAUCGAAGAAGUUGAAGACACUCCACGACCGACAGAAAAUUAUUUCUCAGUCUCACGAUCAAAAGAUUUGAAGAAUGACGUCAAUGUUUUCGAUAUGAAUUCAACUGUACAAUCAUCAUCACAAAAUAAUGGAACAGUCUAUUCAACAUCGACACCAAUCCAACUUUGGACGACCGAGAACACAACACAAGCUGAACCUGAAACUCAUGACAUGUCACCGUUCUUACCGAUAGUUGAAAAUGUUAAUCAGAAGAUGAAUGAAAAGAUUUAUUCUGUUACUGAAAAUGUUUCAGAAGUUGAAACUCCGCACAAUCAAUCGCCUUUCUUACCAGAAAUUGAGAAUAAUGAAACUUUACAUCACAUUCUCAAUGGUGCACAUGGAAUGAUCAUGUCAGAAGAAUCAACUGAAGAUGCCAACAAAACUUUUUCAAUAACAGUUUCGUACUCAAAUGAAUCUCAUACUGACUCUCCAAUAAUCAAAGUUGUGCCACUAACAACAACUGUUAUCCCUGUUGAAUCAACAACAGCUGCUUCAAGCUCUUCCACUCAAUUGCCAAUUCUUCUUGAUGUUACUGCUACCGAAUCAUCUUCAACAACGACGACUGAAAAAACCGAUGAAGAAGUUGAAAAAGAAGAAGAAGAAAAUCAAAACCUCUUUGGUGAAGAAGUUGAAGUUGAGAAUGAAAAUGACGAGAAAGAAACAACAUCGGAAAUUCCAAUUGCUGUAAUGAAUGAAACAACAACUUCUGAAUCUCAAUUGACAACAAAUUUAUCUGAAAGUUCCGAUUCACUUUCACCAAUUGCUGUAGAAAGUUCAACGACACCAGUCCCAUCCACAACCACUGAAAUGCUUCAAACAACGUCAUCACUUGAUUCAUCAUCAUCAACGACAACAAAUUCUCUUAUAAAAUCAGUUGCUGAAUUCAUUUUAGGACCAAAUGAAAAAUUCCAAACUAUUUCUGAACCAUUAACAACAACAACAGCAGCAAGUGAGGCAACAUCAUCAACAAUGAAGGAAGAUUCAACAGUUGAGACUUCAACAAGUUUGAAUAAUGAUGACGGCAUUAUCGAUGAUAUCAUCUCAAGAAUCACUUUAAAUGAUUUCAAACAAUUCGAAGACAACAAUCUUAAAGUCCUUCCAUUGACGACAACAACAGAAGCAAAUCUUUUAACGAGUGAAAAUGAGAUCACAGAAAAGACUGAAACAACUGGUCAUUUUUUAGAGCAAACGACGUUUCCUUCGACUAGUUCGGACUCGACUGAGACGUCAGCUACACGCAACGCCAAAAUUUUACCUGAUAAUUACUUCAAGAAUACCACCGAAGAGAAGAAGACUCAACAAUCGUUAGCUGACAACAUUGAAGAUAAAAUUAAGUUGUUCAAAGAAGGAUUCUUACAAAAACUUGAUAAUGGAUUUGAUAAGCUUUUAUGUUCGGAUGGAAAGUUCAAAUGUGAGCUUGGAAAUGAAUGCAUUUCACUGUUCAAAGUAUGUGAUGGAAAAGCUCAAUGUUCUGAUCAUUCUGAUGAAUGGAAUUGCUUUAAUGUCAUCAACAACACAAACAUUCUUCAAGUGAAAAAAGAAGAUAAAUAUUUUAAAGUUUGUGCAACAUCAUGGACAGGCGAUUUGUCAAAUAAAGUUUGCAAUAAGUUGGGAUACUCUGGUGCUGAUGGAUGGAAGAAUAACAGAGAUGCAGCAACUAAUGAUGAUAAAUAUUUGAUUGCAAAGUCGGGAGGUUUGGAGGAUUUGGAGUUUGUUGAAUCAUGCAAUGAUGGAUUAGUUGAAAUUGAGUGUACAAAUUACGAAUGUGGUGCUAACUCAACAUCAAACGCUGAUUCUGGUGAAUUUGCAAGCAUAGCUUUAGUUGUCAAUCGCGAUUCAAGUUUACGUUGCACUGCCAGCAUCAUUUCUCCACUUUGGGCCAUGACAAGUGCUGAUUGCGUAAGUAAACCGGAUCAAGAAUGGAUUUUAAUUGCUGGAAGUACUGAAUUGAACAUGAGCAAGAUCAGCAAGAAUAGCGUCAUUAGUUUAAUUGGAAACAUUGUAACAUAUCCUGAAAGUGACUUUGCAUUACUCGAACUGAAACAAGUUCUCACAUUUACAAAUCAAAUUUAUUCAGCUUGUCUUAAUGAGAAACGUGUAGAUAUGUCGAAAGAAUGUUUAACAACUGGAUGGUUGAUAACUGAAUCAAAUAAUGCUUAUGAGAAGUAUGAAAAGAUCGUUUCUGUUGAACAUAAUUGUACAGCACCAUCUGAUGAUAUUUGCGUGUCACAUCAAAACAGAUUAAGCAGCGAAUGUUUCAACGAUAAAGGUGCAGCAUUGUAUUGUUACUCGAGCUAUCACCGAAGAUGGCUUCUUAAUGGUAUUCAAAACAAACAGAGCGAUUGUCAAGACACGACAAAACCAUCAAUCUUCGCCAAUCUUUCAUCUAAAAUCAUGAAAUGGAUUCAAAACACGGUUGGAAACAGCCGAAUGUUUGCUUAAACAUCAACAAAACAAAAAAUCAUUUUUUAAUUUUAAGGGGAAAUUAAAAGCAAAGAAAUCUUUUAAACAUUUUUGAAAAUUUUCCCUUCCAUCACCUAGUCGCAAAAAUUUUUUGUGCCAAUUUUCAAUGUAAAUUUUAUGCACGAAGACAAAAUAUCUACGCAUAAAAAGAAUCUUAAUGAGAUACAAAACGUAUCUAAAAUAUAAUUUUGGGUCAAACGACAAUAAAAUUCAUAAAACAAUAAAAGAAAAAGUUUUAAUCAAAUAUUUCUUCUUUCAAAAAGCGUAAUUAAAAUAAGUUAAAGUUGUGACUUAAAAUAUUUAGAAAGGAAAAAUAAUUUGUAAUCGAAAAGCAAAUUUCAAGAAUGAAGAAUAACAUGAUAGCUUGAAGUAUUUUACACUAGGAUUUGUAAGAAGGUAAAUAUUAUUUGAAAAGGAGAUUGUUUAACAAUAACUCAUUCGGAUUCUUUUGAAAAACGUCACAAUUCUCUUAUUUACUUUUUAUGUUUAAGUGUAGUAAUAUGUCGAUGAUGUCACAAGUUAAAGAAGGGACAAAAGCAGUUCAGGAACAGCUUUUGGUAUGAAUUAAAGGUAUCUGAAGAAUGAUACUUAAAUAUUAAUAUCCUUUCAUUGUAGCAUGAAUACAUAUAAAUAUU